CUCCCAUAAAUAUCAACUGUCAGCAUAUUCAUUAAAAAAAAAAAACCCUAAAACAUUGGCACAUUGAGGGAUAUCAAAAUCAAAAAGGUCUAUGAGUAGAUGAAUUAGUUGAUGAACUGUUAUGGACCAAGGUAAACCUACCCAAUCGCGAUCGCUUUUUUUACCGAAAACGGAACGGAUAGAGGAAGAUGAAGCUCUUACGUUGCAUGUUCAUCUACCUGGUUUUGCUGAGAAGCAUAUAGAUUGUAGGAUAGUUGCACCAUCACAUUAUAUCAGAGUCUGUAGUAAUCCCGCACUUAAAAACUGGCACUUCGAUACACUUUUCGAGGAUAUUCCUGAAAAAUUUAACCUCUAUGAAGCAAAAACCAAAUUUGAUGAUGAAACUCUAACCAUCAGAGUUCCAAAAGUAAUUCCUGCUCAAGCUAGUACUGGUGCAUUAGAGGCCCCAACAAGACAGGAAGCUCCAAGCCUACAAGAAAGUAAUACAAGCAGGUUAGGGCCUGAAAUGAGUGGAGAUGGUACUGCAAGACAACAAACUGUGGAUAAAGAAAUUAUAGAAACCAAAGGUGUUGAAGGUGGAAAAAGCAUGAGCGAAUGGAUGUCUCAAAAGGGUCAAGAUCAAAUUCCUUCAAAAGCUAAUUUCCCAUUAGCAUUUACCAGAAAGCUGCAAGUAGAUGAUCAAAGCACUAUAGGACAGGUUGGUGAUCAAAAGGAAGAGGAGAAGAGUGGUGAAAGUGUUAAUCAAGAGAAGGAAGGGGAGGUAAAGGAUAUGGAGAAUGCAAGUUCUUCUUCUGGAACGUCUGUGAAUCACAAUGUAACAAGGGGGGUGACUGCAAGGCUAUAUAUAGUAGAUAAAUUCACCAUACUCUCUUUGAUCCUGGCAAUUGGAGCUUAUGUAUUCUAUACCAUCUAUGGCCAAUCUAGAAAGAAGGCAGAAUGAAUAUAGAGAUGAUCAAGACUUGCAAAAGUUAGUUUGAUAUAUACAUCUAACUUCUAUAUGUACACCACAUGUAUUUCUUGUACAUGAGCAUGCCCCAUGACUAGCUUGAUGGCAUCAAUGAAGCAGCUAUUUACACUGUA
Molecule: messenger RNA, 1080 nt
Organism: Populus trichocarpa (black cottonwood)
Lineage: Eukaryota; Viridiplantae; Streptophyta; Magnoliopsida; Malpighiales; Salicaceae
Exons: 2
Coding region: 122-940 (272 amino acids)
Source: RefSeq, a predicted model, not a curated record